Aphanomyces invadans is the source of this 3132-nucleotide messenger RNA. RefSeq lists its product as hypothetical. Gene Ontology annotation, cellular component: Pwp2p-containing subcomplex of 90S preribosome; small-subunit processome. Bases 767 to 3103 code for a protein of 778 amino acids. The transcript has 6 exons. Gene Ontology annotation, biological process: rRNA processing. Lineage: Eukaryota; Oomycota; Saprolegniomycetes; Saprolegniales; Verrucalvaceae. The record is from RefSeq and is a predicted model, not a curated record. Gene Ontology annotation, molecular function: protein binding.
CAGUCGUCGAGCAAGGUCGCGUGAAGCAUUUGAACUUGCUUUGACCUUGGUCGGCCGCGAUGACCCGUGUGCACACGCAGAGCCGCAUCUUGCAGACGUUCCGAGCACUGGGCGUUGUCGCUUCCGACGUGCCUGUGGCGUAUUCCCGCGCAGGAUUCAUCACGGCCGCGAUUGGCAAAAGCUUCCAGGUGUACGAGACCGAGAAGCUGACGCCCGUGGCUGUGUCGUCCCAGCUGCCAAAGAAGAUCCGCGCCAUCGCGACAGUAUUGCACAAGAACCGAACAUUUUGCGCCGUCGGGCGGGACGUGCAUGUGUUCGAGCGAGUCAAGGAAACCACGAUUUUGCAAGGCCACUUGUUACCCAUCACACAGCUCCUGGCCGUUGGCGACUAUCUGUUUUCCAUCGGCGAAGACCGUACCAUGCGUGUGUGGAGCACCCAAACUCUGGAACUGUUUUCAACCGUCGAAUUUGCCAACGACUUCACCCCCGUGGUGCUGUUGCAUCCAGCAACGUACUUGAACAAAGUCGUGGUCGGGUCUUCGGAGGGCGAGCUGCAGCUGUGGAACGUGCGCACGCUGAAGUGUAUUUACUCGUUCAAGGUUGACCGAAAUACUCGGACGAAUCUUGAAUUGCCAUGGCAUUGGUUGUAUAGGGAUGGGGCUCCGAAGUGACCAGCGUCGCGCAGAGUCCGGCCGUCGAUGUGGUCGCGAUCGGGUUGGCAGAUGGCCGCAUUUUUGUCCACAAUCUCAAGUUCGACGAGACUUUGAUGCAGUUUGUCCAACCGACCGAAGGCCGCGUGACGUCGCUGUCAUUUCGUAACGACGACAAGUCUCCGUGGUUGGCGUCUGGCACGUCGUCGGGCGAUGUGAUCUUGUGGAAUUUAGAAACCCAGCGAUUGCAGGCGAAGAUUCCGGUCGCCCAUGACGCUGACGUCGCGACAGUGUUGUUUUUGCCGUCCGAGCCCGUCUUGCUCACGUCGUCCGGCGACAACAGCAUCAAGCUGUGGAUCUUCGACCAACUCGACCAAGCGGCGCGCCUCCUCAAGUCCCGGCAAGGCCACAAAGCGCCGCCGACCAAAAUCCGGUACUAUGGCCACGACAUUCAAAAGGACGGCAUGGUGUGCCAGAUCCUGUCGGCGUCCCAGGACCGAUCGUUUCGCAUGUUUCACACGGCGCGCGAACAGCAGAGUGCGGAACUGAGUCAAGGCCCGUUGCUCAAAAAGGCCAAGCGUCACUACGACUUCAAGCUGUCCCCAAUUGUUCAGAUGGCUGCUAUUGACACCCGUGAAAAGGACUGGCCAAAUGUUGUGACCUGUCAUGCCAACGAACCGUCGGCCUAUGUGUGGUCGAUCAACCGCAAGGCUAUCGCGAAGAAGGUGCUGCGACAAAUCGACGACAACCUGUAUGACGAAGCUGUCCAUCACGGCUACAAGGCCACGGCCGUCGGCAUCAGCGCGUGUGGAAACUUUGCUCUGGUCGGGUCUCGAGGCGGCGCCAUUUAUUUGUACAACAUGCAAUCGGGCGAAAAGCGUGGGUCGUUUCCGACAGCUGCGACCGCCGCGCCGAAACUCAUCAAGGCGCUCACCAUGCCGGGUGCGUCGUACGUCCAAAAACCGGACGACUCGCUCGGAGAUAAACACACGGCUGCCGUCACGGGUGUCGUCGUCGACGCGUUGAACGAGACCGUCGUGUCCACUAGUUUGGACGGCCACGUCAAGUUUUGGUCGUUUGGUAGCCACAAGUUGGAAGGAACGUUGGACUUGAAAAGUCCCAUCACGCAUGUCGAGUUGCACAAAGAAAGCGGUCUGCUCGUCGUCGCGUGUGACGACUUUGUCCUGCGUGUUGUGGACAUCACGACGAGGAAAAUUGUCCGCCACCUGCGCGGCCAUGCCCACCAGGUGACCGACGUGUGCUUCAGUCCGGACGCCCGAUGGCUAGUCAGCAGCUCCGCUGACGGAAGCCUGCGUGUGUGGGACCUCCCCACGGGCAAAUGCGUCGACUUUGUCAAAUUCAAGCACGCUGUGACCAGCGUCACGAUGUCGCCGACCGGCGAAUUUAUCGCGACGGCACACACGACGCAAGUCGGCAUCUACCUGUGGGCGAACCGCGCGUACUUUGAAAACGUGUUUCUGGACAACGAGCCGACGGAACCCAUUGUCAUGGGCAUGCCGCUGCCAUUGAGCGAGGAAGAGAUGCCAGUGGAUGUCCAAGUCGAUAGCACGGAAGCCGCCGACCCGACCGCAACUGUCGACGAGAACGCGUCGAAUCCUGCUGCAGCGUACAAGUCCCCGAUCGGCCCAUCGACAAUGGUCACUCUUUCGACAGCCCCGAAGGCGAUGUGGCAGUCUCUGUUCCAGCUCGAACUCAUCAAGAAGCGAAACAAGCCAAAAGAAGCGCCGAAAGCGCCGGAACAAGCGCCGUUUUUCUUGCCGACUAUCCGCAAGGACGAUGUCCAUCCAUCGUUCGAGAGCCACAACGUCCCGGCAGACAAGAAAGCGUCCAAAAAAUCGUCCGACAAUGCUGUCGUUGCGAAGACCGAGUCCGACGAGCCCAUGGAGGGCUGGGGCGGCAAUGACGACGAAGCGUGGGGUGAUGACGACGACGACGUAGUGCCCGAAGACGAUUCCAAGACGACAGGCUCUCGAAUUGUCAAGUCGACGGGCUUGACGUCGUCGCGGUCCAAAUUGGCCGUGUUGUUGGAAGCAGAAUCCGCGGAAAUGCACAUGGAAGUGGAGGGCAGCUCUGCGUUGAUAUCGAAACCGCACCCGGUCCUCGAAUACAUUCAGAGUCUGUCGGCGUCUGCCGUCGACGUCGAGCUGAGUACGCUGUGCAUGGGAGAGUUUGACGACGAAGGCAAGCAGCACUUGGACUGGUUCCUCGACUUUUUGAUCACGAUGGUGCACCGCCGCCAACACUUCCAAGUCAUCCAAGUGUACUUGAACCGGUUCCUCAAGGUCCACGAAGACAUUGUCGUCGCGGACGCGGCGUUGCUGGCGAAAGUCGAGACAUUGCACACGUUCCAACAACAAGCGUGGGAACAUUUGCAGCAACUCUUGCAACACAACUUGUGCUUGGUCCAGUACCUCAGUAAAAUGCAAAUGUAAUAAUUCACACGCGAUCGAUAUAUCUACUA